Molecule: messenger RNA, 240 nt
Organism: Leptosia nina
Lineage: Eukaryota; Metazoa; Arthropoda; Insecta; Lepidoptera; Pieridae
Source: the annotation of a GenBank genome assembly
AUGGACCUGACGACGCGGAGGGAAAACGAUGGGGUGAAUGUGACGGAGUGCCGUGAGGUGAACGGGGAGGGGGUGACUUCGGAAGUCACGGCGAGGAAGACCAGCUCGUUUAGCAUACGGCACCUGGUUGGCGACGAUCAGCCGCCCGACGGGGCCGUUAAUGGGAGCGAGGGUGAGUUUUGCAGGAGCUUAAAAUUUUUUAUCACCACAAAAUCUGGUCUAUCGGGAUGUUUCUUUUAA